Messenger RNA from Drosophila busckii, 1731 nucleotides. Its product is annotated as fatty acyl-CoA reductase wat. Bases 120 to 1640 code for a protein of 506 amino acids. Gene Ontology annotation, biological process: long-chain fatty-acyl-CoA metabolic process. The record is from RefSeq and is a predicted model, not a curated record. Gene Ontology annotation, molecular function: alcohol-forming very long-chain fatty acyl-CoA reductase (NADP+) activity. NCBI's taxonomy places the organism in Eukaryota, Metazoa, Arthropoda, Insecta, Diptera, Drosophilidae. Gene Ontology annotation, cellular component: peroxisome. The transcript is spliced from 5 exons.
AGACACAUAUAUACAUAUUUUACUUAUAGUCGCUAUAUAAACUGAAACAAAUCGCGAACUCAUCAGUCAAUUGCGAAUUAUACGGAGUCUCUGCUUUUCAGUUGUGUUUCACUAAUAAAAUGAGAAUGGAAUCGGAUUUGGAAACAUUCUAUAAGAAUAAAACAAUAUUUCUAACUGGUGCAAGUGGAUUUUUGGGCAAAGUAAUUGUUGAGAAGCUCUUGCGGGCAACAGAGACUAAACGCAUUUAUAUACUGGUUCGGCCCAAGCGGGAUCAGGAUAUAAAAACUAGAAUUGCAAAAUGGCAAAGUGAUCCGCUGUAUAAAUUGCUAUUGGAAAACAAACCGAAUGCAUUUGAGCGCAUUGCGGUUAUUGCGGGGGAUUGCCAAGAGCCGGACUUGGGCAUCAGUGCAGAGGAUUGCGAGCUACUCUAUGGCGAAGCAGAGAUUGUAAUUCAUAGCGCGGCGACUGUCAGUUUCACGGAGCCAAUGCAUAUUGCCUUGGAUGUGAAUACGCGGGCCACGCGCCUAAUGCUGCAGUUAGCCAAGAAAAUGCGUAAUCUCUUGGCAUUUGUGCAUGUGUCCACGGCCUUUUCCAACUGCGUCAUCUAUCACAUUACUGAACGCUUCUAUCCGGAGCAUCUGAAGAGUACAGCGAGCAAGAUCUUAAUGCUGCGUGACCAGCUAGAAGGCAAUGCCAUAGAUAGCAUCACGACAGAAAUGUUGGGCAAGUUUCCCAAUACCUACACUUAUACGAAAGCUUUGGCCGAGCAGCUUGUGGAGACGGAGGCGCAAGACUUGCCCAUAUGCAUAUUUCGUCCAGGCUCAAUUAUUGCCACAAGCAAGCAGCCCGUGUCCGGCUGGAUAGAUAACAUCUAUGGACCCAUAGCGCUGAUCUAUGGCGUGGCAUUUGGUGUGCUGCGUGUCGCCACUGCCAUUGACAAUGGCAAUUUCAUUGUUGUGCCCGUGGACAGCUGUGCAAACAUGGUGCUCUGCAGCGCCUGGCGCACUGCAGCCGAGUUCAAGGAACGUCAGCAGCGAAGAUCACCCCCAACUAUCUAUAAUUAUGUACCCCAUGAGAGCAAUAUGAUACAACAGCGUGAUUUCAAGAGAAUGGUUGAAGACAAGAGAUUCGUUUAUCCUGUCACACAGGCAAUUUGGUAUCCGUUCUUGCACACAACCUCCAAGCUUUGGUUGUUCCGGCUUGCUUCAAUAUUUUAUCAUUUAAUACCAGGCUUCCUUGUUGACGUAGGACUACGCCUGCGGGGCCAAAAGCCGCGCCUGCUUAGAACCUACAAAAAGAUACACUCCAACAUCGAGUCCAUAUAUUCAUUUACGGUCAACAGUUGGAGCUUCGAGACGCACAACACGGACGCACUAUGGAAAAGCUUGUCCGAACGCGACCGUCAGCUAUUUGAAUUCGAUAUGAAGUCCCUGGAUUGGAAUAGUUACUUUAACCGCGCUCUCUGUGGCAUGCGCACCUAUCUGGCCAAGGAUGAUCCAAGCGAAGAGUCACUGCAGCGUGCGCGUAAAAGAACCAUGCGAUUCUAUAUACUUCAUCGACUGUUGCAGUUUGUGCUGCUUUGCAGUGCAUUUGCAAUUGUACGCUGGUUAUUCAAAUCUGCAAUGUUUUCUCUUAAAUAACAUGCUUAUAAUAAAAUAUACUUAAACGGUCUUAUAAAAAGUCUUAUAAAGAGUUAUUGGUUAAUUAAAGAUUUAAUACUAAGCCAACCCA